GCCCCGGGCAGGGACCCGCCCCCCGGGCGGGGAGGGGGAGCGGAGACGUCAGGCGGGCCGGGGCUUGGCCGGCGCAGUGGCUGAGGCGAAGGGCCAGAGCGUUCUUGCCGCGUGCGCUCCCGGUCGCAGCGCGCCCCAGCCCGCCCAGCAUGUCCCAGACAGUGGCUCUGACCGGCCCCUCGCCCUGGGGCUUCCGGCUGGUGGGGGGCAAGGACUUCAGCACCCCGCUGACCAUCUCCAGGAUUAAUCCUGGGAGUAAGGCAGCCAUGGCUAACCUGUGCCCCGGAGAUAUUAUUCUGGCAAUUAAUGGAGAGAGCACAGAAAAUAUGACUCAUCUAGAAGCACAAAACAAGAUCAAAGCAUGUAUGGACCAGCUGAUGCUAUCUGUGAACAGGGCUGAAGGCAAGACUUGGUCUCCUAAUAUUCUAGAAGAUGGAAAAGCACAAGCUUACCGGAUCAACAUAGAGUCAGAAUCACAGGAUAAUGGGCCCACUCAGAGCCGAAGACCAGUGCCCUAUGCUCCCGGAGGGAGCCCCACUGACAACAAACAGAUGUUGAACUUGCAGUACAAUAAUCCAACGCGACUGUAUCCAAAUAACAAUGUGGAAUCCAGUUUGCCAGCACAGAUGAGUGGUCUCCAUAUUGCUUCGCCACACAGUGCCGACCCUUUAAAACCUCUCCCGAGAAGCAGAAAUGGGAUUGACAUGGAGUCAGAUGUGUACAAGAUGCUCCAGGAUUAUGAAAAGCCAGCUUCGGAGCCUAAGCAGUCUGGAUCGUUCCGGUAUUUGCAGGGCAUGUUAGAAGCCGGAGAGAAUGGUGAAAAACUCGACCGACUCACUGGCCCAAGAAACAUCAAAUCUCCAGUAUCAAAACUUGGUGGUGCCAUGUCUGGAUUGCAGAUGCUUCCUGAGUGCACCAGAUGUGGAAAUGGGAUCGUAGGGACCAUUGUCAAAGCUCGGGACAAGCUCUACCACCCAGAAUGUUUCAUGUGCAAUGACUGUGGCCUAAACCUGAAGCAGAGGGGAUAUUUCUUCAUCGAGGAGCAGCUGUACUGCGAAACGCAUGCAAAGGAAAGGGUUAAGCCCCCCGAAGGAUAUGAUGUUGUUGCUGUUUAUCCAAACGCAAAAGUCGAACUUGUCUAAGUGCAUACUCUAUUCCUGGAGAGGUCAAAAGGCAACUCGCCCACCCACACGCACGCCACUAGUUUUAAAAUAUGUCUGUAAUCAACUCCGAUUACUAGCGUCUCAGUAAAAUGCCUAUUCAGAGAUAAAGCGGUUUACCCUAGGGAUCUCAAGGGGAUGGUGUUGAAAGCAUAUGAACAGAUUUUUUCCUUCCUUUUGACGCUCUGCUUUUGGGUUGUUAUGCUGAGGGGGUUUAAAUAAGUUCUGCCAUGGCCUUGUCCAAGUUCUGUGUAAAUACUGAUUAAUGUUCUACUAUGUUUCAUAUAAAACCAGUAUUCUUUUUUUUCUUUUCAUUUUAAAAUGUAAGGAAAACAUUUUAAAAGCUCAAAGGAAAUAAGGCACUUUAACAAGAGAAACUAACUUUUAUUGCAUUGCUUUAGAUCCAUACCUUUCAGUAACACAUUGAGACCAUGUGGAAGCUAUGUUCCUGCAAUGCAGCACGGUGGUGGGGUGGAGAGAGUUUCAGACAAGAUCUGAUAUUAAGCAGAGAUGACUGUCCUGGGCAAAAAUGAUCUUUUUAAAAAGCAGCCACAGUGAAAUUCACUAGUUACAUGACAUGGCAUUGACCUGAUCUGCAGACCUGAUCCAGGUUUCAAUCAAAAAGGAUUGUGCACCUACAUUCUGCUAUAACAGCGGUUCUCAAACUUUUGUACUGGUGACCCCUUUCACAUAGCAAGCCUCUGAGUGCGACCCUCCUUAUAAAUUAAAAACACUUUUUUAAUCUAUUUAACACCAUUAUAAAUACUGGAGGCAAAGCGGGGCUUAGGGUGGAGGCUGACAGCUUUCAACCCCCCAUGUAAUAACCUCAUGACCUCCGAGGGGUCCCGACCCCCAGUUUGAGAACCCCUGUGCUAUAAGGUUUGCUUUUGUGUUUCCUUAUAGUUCCUGGAAUUCUCUAGUUAUCUAAUGCUUAGGACCCCGAAAUAGUACUGGGGCUGCCUGGGUGAUUCCUGAACUGGUCUUCAGCUCCUAAGUUUGACUGCCUUGUUCUUCCCCCAGCAAAAGGUAUCUUUGUUUUUGUUCAUCAUAGGUCUGAUCCAACUUUUGCUGUUUUCAGUGGCCCCUAGAAUUGUACAGCAACUCUUAAAACUACCUGCCAUCCUGGCUCUCUGUAAUUUCACAGCUGUGGAACUAAUAGCAAAAUCCAUCAAGAACUUAGCAAGUUACAUCAGAACUGGUAAAUGCAGCUACUCUUCCUGGUCUAGAGUGAGUGGGAUCAGAUUCGGGCCCACUGCUGCUCAGCGCAAACCUGAGCCGUUAACAAGGUUUGGUUUCCCUUUUGUUUGGGGGAAAUGUUUGGUUUUUGUCGGCAGAGAUGUUUUGUUCUGGUGUUUGGAGGAUUUUCUUUUCCUUGGGCAUCCUGCUGGAACGGCAUCUGAUAUCCAGUAUUGGCUGAACGUUGGGCCGUUUUGUAAGCUGUGAGCUGAGAUUUGGCUGCUUGAUUGCCACUCCUGCUAAUGGAAGCCAUGUGGCCAAUUUCCCCCAUGCACUGCUUUGGAAACCUUACCCCUGCAUUACCAGCACAUUAAAAAUCAGAAGCCUGGAAACAUUUUUCUUUUAGAAAGGUCAUGUGUGCUGCUGCUGAUCUCUCCCAUUGGAAGAGGCAGUAGGAUGCAGUUGCCACAAUAACCACCAUACACUAGGCAGCUCAUGAGAUUAGUCCACCCUUCUGAAUUGAAUUUGCACUUCAGAGAGCGGUAGAAUGCAUUCCACUGAAAACUGGUGGACUGUAGUUUCCCCCAACUCCCUUUGGGAUCAGUGGGGGUUGGAGACACUCAGCUUGCUGGAAUAUCUGACCUUUGAACCAUAGACGUGGUUUAAGAACAGAACGGAAAACAAAUCACCUUUUUUCUGUGUCAGAAAGCCGAACAUUGAACUGCAUGUUGCCAGGGUUACCGUAUCCUGGUUAUAGUUCUGGUCUUUUUCUUAGCAGUUAAAGAGCAUCAACAGUAACUCUUGAGAAACACAAGACCUCCCCACGGCAUUCCACGCGGCUCCUAGUAAAACAUUCAGUGCAAACGUUCAGUUCCGUUCCGGGCAGAUCAUAGGUUUUGAUCACUCCCCAGAAAAGAAUGUGUUGUGGUUUGAAUUGGACAGUCCAGGGCAGCAUUAUUGAUCAAUAUCAAAAAGAGUUACUAUCUGAUGGGGGAGUGCUAUUUCUGCCUCGGAGCAGUAGUCCCUUUCCCCUACUCCAGCCCCUUAGUGCCAGGGUCAGCUUCAGCUUUUUUGCCGCCCCAAGCGGCGAAGUGAAAAAAAGAUCAAGCCGAUUGGCGGCAUUUCGGCGGCAGCUCAAAGAGGAAGAGAGGGACUUGCCGCCGAAGAUCCGGGCGUGCCGCCCCUUUCCAUUGGCCACCCCAAGCACCUGCUGCCGUCGCUGGUGCCUGGAGCCGGCCAUGCUCAGUGCAGAGAAUUGUGAGGAAAGCAAAACGUGGCACUCUUGAUUCACAGCUGCCUCUUCUGGGCAGGCACAAAAGAGUAUAGAUGGGGCAACUGGCCUGCCCCUCUUUCUCCUGUCGGUUUUCCCUAAAAGGGGUCUGAGAAAUGGGGUCUCAGAAGAAGGUCAGAAAAAAAGAUCUGUUGGCUAGUGCUAGGCAUAGAAAUCACCUGUAGAAAUCAUCCUUCCUAUGGCUGUUACAUCACCCGGUGACACAGAGAGGCUGUGAGGGUUUGAGUGGCAUAUUCUUUAUUCUGUUUGAAGCUAUGAUGGAUCACAGGAGGGAGGUAGAAAUGGGACACAUGGUUAACCGUGUAUUGGUGAAACUGGUUGCUGGCAUAGCGCUGGUAUUCAAGGCUUCCUAGUGCUGAAUGUGCUGUAGUAUUGGCAGGCUGCAUGAGAAGCCAGGGUCAGGAAAUCCUGAGUCCAGGUGCCACUUAACAGCAGCGCAGACAAGUCUGGCUGCUACUGUUUAUGUAGGUCUAACUCAUUUGCAGGAAUUCUUCUGGUGGCAGGGUGAGGGCAUUUCUCUGUGUGAGAGAGUGCGGGUCAUUCCAGCUGACAGCAGCAUGUCCAUUCUCGCUUUUGUUUCACUCGGGGAUCCGUGAUUUACAGCGGUGCUAGAGGAAAUGAGACCCUAAUAGCAUGGCUUCAAGCUUGACAUUUUGGUAAAUAAGGGCUGGCUCUUUUUUUUUUUUCCCUUCUUCAGAGUUAUGCAGUUUAAUCCUGAGCAACAAUGCACCUUCCGUGCCCGGCCUGAACUUCCCCCAAACAAAAGUCACCCAUCCCGCAGAAUGGAGCAGUAGUUUUAUAAUGUGGUUUAGACAGUAGCUUGUUUUCACUUGUGAUCUGUUCAGGAUUUGAACCCAGUGUUCGUCCCAAGAGACAAAAGGCCAUGGCACUGAUGCACUGUGUUUCUCCUGGUAAUGGAAAAUACCCUUCCCCCUUUACUAUCCUGUGCUCACCAUCAAAACCUACAUCAGGUCUGUAAAUCCAUCCACAUCCUGGUUUGCAACUCCCUUCAGUGAGGAGCGGGUUUAAUGAUUACGGUCCAGGUAACAUAAGGGGGUUCUGUCGCAUAGAUAGCUAAGUAUGGGUCUCCUCUUACAUAUGCUUAGUCUUUCUUAAGGGAUGGGACCAUAUGAACAUUAAUACUUUGGACAACUGUAAAUGAUUAGCUGUACUGCUAAACUCCUAAUCAAGUAUAAAAUACUAUUGCACUGUGUUUGCCCGCCACUACCGGAAGUGUAUUACGUUGCAAUUGUCAUUCACAUUCAUUUGUACUUGGUUUAUUAACCUCGGCCCGGCUUACUGGGCCCGGCGUAAUUGGUUAUAAUAGGUUUUGUGAAGUGGGCGCCUGCCUUACCUGGUUUUGGGGUUGUGUUCGGGUAUUUAUGUGCUGAUGUAUCAUCGCUGACAAUUGGUCUCUUUGCACUUCCUCUAUAAAUGCUGCUUGUGGCUUAUUUCCUCUAGCUUUAUUGCUCCACUUAAAAGUUUAAAUCUGUUAGUCUUUAAGGUGCCACCAGACUCCUUGUUGUUUUUGUAGAUAGACUAACACGGCUACCCGCUGAUACUCAAAAGUUCAUGUUCAUUUUCUCAUGUGCCCUUUAGCUAAUUGUCUGCUUAAUGAGAAAUCAUGGUAAUCCAGGACUAGGAGUCAAGAGAUAUGGGAUGUGCUGCCAGUCGUGCCUGGGGCAAGUCACUUAACCCUGCUCUCUGCCUCGGUUUCCCUAUGUGUAAAAUGAGUGUAAGACUUCUUCAUAUGGUUGUUGUGAAGCUGAGUUGAUGUUGUCAAGCACCUUGACAUACUCAGAUGGAAGGUAUCUUUUAAAUCAUGAAAUAUCUUUUUAAUCAAACACCAAGAUUUAAGAUUGUAAAGUCGUUUUCCCCUAUUGUAAGUGCCAUCUCUCAGAAAGCCAUUGCGUAAUAUGAGGUGCGGGACACAAGCAUGUGUGCCCAUUGGAUUUGCUUGACUCGAAACAGAUACUUUACAUCCUUCUGGUUCCCACAGAGAAAUAAAUAGUCAAACAUCCUCUUCAGGCCUUUACCCAUUUUCUCAUUAUUCAAAUAUUUGUGGCAACAAAGAAUGAUAGUUAAUGCCUGAUAGGCACGUGUAAUAAUAAUCAUAUGGGGACCUGGCAAUAAGUCGGAAGCAUAGUGACAUAGAGCAGAACAUGGAAGUUUCUGAACAAACAGGAUUGAGUGCAGAGUUGACUGGGCAGGAGGAAGUGUACUAUGAGACUGGUCUACCCAGCUUUCCAAAUGUAUUGUUGUGAGAACGACGUAUUUGUCAGGUUGGGCCAUCUACCACUUUCCAGCACCUCUGUCUCCUGUUCAGCUCCAUUUCUAAGGCGGUUUUUCACACUGCAGGUGUCCAGCAUACUCUUCAGAUGUGUUGUAACACUAACAUGAGGCACCACCUUAGACAUUCAUAAAUUGCUUCAUUACCCUUGCGUUUGAAUGUAUAAAUCAAGCAAACCAUUCACUUAGGCAUACUCAGUGGUCUCGUUUAGCUGUUAUAUAAAUAACUGCUGGCAAGUUCUGACCUUAGGGAUUCAAACUUACCUCUCUUUUCAUUUGCAAAUAAGUUCCCACAAAUCAAAAUUUCCAUACACUUGUCUCAUGGCCACUCUUUCUUAUGAGUAAUCAACUCAUUUGCUCCCCUGAGUAGCUUAAAAAUGGAGCCACCUCACACGAUAAUAUCCUGUGGUAAAUUAGUUCCUGGACUGAUUCCAUUUCGCUUACAUUAUUUGCCUCGUAACAAAUGACUAAAACCAGACUGCUGUUCUACCUGCCGUACCAGGCUAGUGACAAGAAUGAACCUUGUAAAUACCGUAAGUGUCUGUUAACUCUAUUAUUUAACUCUGUAAAGCAUUUGGGGGAGAGCGUUUGUAUGAAAUACAAAAUAAAGUUGUACUGUCA
Messenger RNA from Chrysemys picta bellii (western painted turtle), 6537 nucleotides. It is a transcript of the gene PDLIM4, whose product is annotated as PDZ and LIM domain 4. NCBI's taxonomy places the organism in Eukaryota, Metazoa, Chordata, Testudines, Emydidae. Gene Ontology annotation, biological process: muscle structure development; actin cytoskeleton organization; heart development. Gene Ontology annotation, molecular function: muscle alpha-actinin binding; actin binding. The record is from RefSeq and is a predicted model, not a curated record. Gene Ontology annotation, cellular component: adherens junction; filamentous actin; stress fiber.